Rhinichthys klamathensis goyatoka is the source of this 921-nucleotide messenger RNA. It is a transcript of the gene cskmt, whose product is annotated as citrate synthase lysine methyltransferase. The record is from RefSeq and is a predicted model, not a curated record. The coding region runs from base 12 to 776 and encodes 254 amino acids. The transcript has 2 exons. NCBI's taxonomy places the organism in Eukaryota, Metazoa, Chordata, Actinopteri, Cypriniformes, Leuciscidae.
GGGUAUUUAAAAUGAUGUCAUUUAAAAGGCUUGCAGUGUCGCUAAGCACCCUUCAAAAGCUGUCGGAGGCUUACAGAUGGCACCAUACUAGUUUGACAAAUGAGUUGAUUGAAACCAUGGACAAAAAAGCAACAUGGGACAGAUUCUACACAGAAAAAGGAAGCAAAGGCCAAUUCAAGAAUUUUGAAUGGUUCUUCGGAUUUCACUCAGUUAAGGACUUCAUUCUUCCUGUACUUGGGACCAUGUCUCAUUCCCACCGUGGCCCAUUCAACAUCCUGGACAUGGGUUGUGGCACAUCCGCAUUAGGACCCUGUAUCUACAGAGCGUCUCCGUGUGCUGUAAAGGUUACUUGUGCUGAUAUCUCCCCGGUGGCAGUGAGACUUAUGGAGAAGCACACUAAUUCUGCUUCAGUACAACCAUGCAACCCAUCCUCUGCUCUUGCUUUCCUGGAACUUGACUGCACACAGUUGAGAGGACACUUUGGGACCAGAAGCCUGGACAUGAUAUUGGACAAGGGUACUACUGAUGCUUUAGUUAGGUCUACAGAAGGUAAAGCUAAGGCUGGACAGAUAGUGAGGCAAUGCUUACAGGUGCUGAAGCCCUCAGGGAUUCUCUUACAGUUCUCAGAUGAGGAUCCUGAUGCCAGGCUUGUAUGGCUAGAAAGACAAGUUAGAGGAGCAGAACUGACAGCUGAUGUAGGAUUUCGAGAGGUGGGAGAAUUGAGAGGGGUCAGUUAUUUUUGCUAUGAGAUUUCUCCUUGUACACCCCACUCUUAAAAGACAAUGCAUUCAAAUUUCUCUGCCUUCUAAAAGGGUUUCUAAGUGACAAAACAGUCUGUCUAACAAUACUGAACACUGAUAAUAUAAAUAUAUAUAUAUGUAAAUGUAAAAGUCUGUUUACAUUCUUUGCAUCAGAUGAAGA